Pararge aegeria (speckled wood butterfly) is the source of this 1497-nucleotide messenger RNA. RefSeq names its product regucalcin-like. Gene Ontology annotation, biological process: L-ascorbic acid biosynthetic process. The coding region runs from base 236 to 1249 and encodes 337 amino acids. The transcript has 6 exons. Gene Ontology annotation, molecular function: calcium ion binding; gluconolactonase activity. NCBI's taxonomy places the organism in Eukaryota, Metazoa, Arthropoda, Insecta, Lepidoptera, Nymphalidae. The record is from RefSeq and is a predicted model, not a curated record.
CGUUAGCAUUCAUACGAUUUACAGCUGUUGCUAUUGGCAAAAAUAAAUCAAUUGAUUUGCACUUAUUCGUUGGUCACAAGUUUAAAAGUUUUCAGGUGGAAUAGCGGGCGAAUUUUUUUUUUCAUGUCUGAAUUAAAACAAAGGCAAUUGUUCACGAUCGGUUGCAAGAAUAAUCUGCGAUUUCGCACUGAAAAGUUGACGAAUAUUAAUUUUGUUUGUUUGUGAAAAUCUAAUUAUGUUCGGAUCACAGUCGAAGCUGUUUGUAUUAACUUGUUGCAUUAGUGUUGUGCUAACGAAAAAGCCCGUGCAACGGUUUAAAAUUUCUAUGGUAUCAUCAGGUAACACAAAUAAGCCAGCUCUGUUCACACACGGCGAAAGCCCGGUGUGGGAUACAGAAACGCAGUCCUUGUACUUCACGGACGUGCAUCUACAGAAUAUACACAGGCUCGAUUACAAUACGGGAAAAAUAUAUACCAAGCAUAUUGGUUACGGUCAAGUGAACCUGGUUUCACUUGUGGGGGGUUCGAAGCGCUUCCUAAUAGCAGUCCGUUCUGCGCUGUACCUGCUAGACUGGGACUUGCCGGGAGACGCGGGGUUGCGACUGCUCACCACAGUGGAGCAUGGUUUACCGGAUAACGUCAUUAACGAGGGCAAGGCGGACGCUGAAGGAAGGUUUUGGUUCGGUACAAAGGGACUUCAAACGGGAGAUGACGUUCUACCAGAUAAGGCAGCGUUCUACAGCAUUAGUCAAGAAGGAUUCAGAAAUCCUCGAGUACAUUUGCGACCGGUAACGAUUUCCAAUGGCCUGACAUGGUCACUCAACAACAGCGUUUUAUAUUACAUCGACUCAUCAACGCAGAAGAUUGAGGCUUUCGACUUUGAUCAGGAAAAUGGAGAACUGAGCGGGAGAAGGACCAUUCUAGAUGUAUCGACGUACGGAUAUGAAGAUGCGAUACCUGAUGGCAUGACCAUAGACAGCGAAGGACAUCUGUGGGUGGCACUUAUGUUUGGCGGCUCGAUUUUACACAUAGAUCCAGACAAGAGGGAAAUCGUAAACGGCUACAAACUCCCGGUUUCCCGGACGACGUCUCUUUGCUGGGGCGGUCCUAAACUUGACGAGCUCUUCGUCACCACCUCCAAGUACAGGAUGAACGAGCCGCUGGCUGGAGCUAUAUUUACCAUACGAGGCACUGGCAGUUACGGCGUACCUAGUAACUCGUUCAGAUUCGAUAAUGCUGAUAACUAUUGAUGUAAGCAAUUCGAAAAAAUACUAAGUGCGACUUGGGCUAACAUAGAUGGUUCCGUACCUAGUUACAAUGUGAAACACUACAAAGUAUUUAUGUUAUUAAGAUCGAGCAAACAUUAAAAAAAAGUAAUUGUUGUCAAAAAACUAGAAAUCACGCCGAAUUUAAAAAAAACAAACUAAUUUCUACCUCUUAGUUUAGUUUAUUUAUAAAAGCAUGAUUUUAAGUUUUUCUUAAACUACACUUCACUUAU